CACAUUGACUAACCUGCGUCGGACAUAACCCAAUAUUAUGAGUGGUCUAUGAUUAUGGUGUUGUCGUGCGAACACUAAAGUCUGGAACUUUGUAAAGCACAAACCGUAGCCAAUAUCACCCACUUUUUGAUAAAUUCAGGUGAGAAGUGUUAUGUUUAGUGUAAAUCAGUGCGUCGUUUAACAACGAAACAUGGCUGGAAUAUUCGAUAUUGAGAUACACGAUGGACAACCCGAGAAUUCGGACGAUGAAGAUGAUGCUAUAGACAUCACAGAGGAUCAGUAUGAUGAACAACCAGAUGUGUCUGAUAUGGUCGACACCGCCUAUACGGAGAGGGUUCAAGUCGACGAAAAGAGCGUCAAUAAGGGGAAAAAGAUCGGAAAUGAGGAUUUCCGCAUACUCAGCGUUUUGGGUAAAGGGGGCUACGGGAAAGUUUUCCAAGUUAUCAAGGAGACGGGCGCCGACAAGGAGAGUAUUUACGCUAUGAAAAUUCUACACAAGGCUUCCAUUGUUAGAAAUCAGAAAGACACUGCACAUACUAAGGCUGAACGCAAUAUUUUAGAAGCUGUUAAGCAUCCUUUUAUAGUUGAAUUAAUCUACGCCUAUCAAACUAACGGGAAAUUGUAUUUAAUAUUAGAGUUUUUACAAGGGGGAGAACUUUUUACCAUGUUGGAGAAGGAAGGGCUCCUUUUAGAAGAAACAGCAAUUUUUUACUUAUCUGAAAUUUUACUCGCCAUUGAACAUCUCCAUUUCCUAGGUAUCGUCUACAGAGACUUGAAACCUGAGAAUGUUCUACUAGAUUCGAAAGGUCACGUCAAACUGACUGACUUUGGUCUAUGCAAAGAACAUAUCAGGGACGGGGUCUUAACGCAUACUUUCUGCGGAACGAUCGAAUACAUGGCCCCCGAAAUCCUCACCCGUAGCGGCCACGGAAAAGAAGUGGAUUGGUGGUCAUUUGGAGCUUUAUGUUACGACAUGCUGACGGGAGCUCCGCCAUUCCAAGGUGAUAACCGCAAAAAGACAAUAGAGAAGAUCCUUAGGGGCAAACUAUUCCUUCCACCUUACCUCACCCAAGACUCUAAAGACUUGAUUCGCAAAUUGCUUAAGAGACAAGUGUCGGCCCGGUUGGGCACCGUCGACGGCGCCUCGGCCAUCAAAGGCCACUCUUUCUUCAAGAACGUCAACUGGGAGGACGUGCUUGCGAAGAGGGUCACGCCUCCGGUGCCGGAGAGCAUGCUGAAGAAGAACCAAGACGACACUUCGAAUUUCGAUAAUAAGUUCACGAAGCAAACGCCCGUUGAUUCCCCGGACGACUCCCUCCUCAGCGAAAGCGCCAACGAGGUCUUCAAGGGGUUCACGUACGUCGCCCCCUCUGUUUUAGAAGAAGUGUACAAAAGUAGCGUGAAAAGUCGUCCUCCCCGGCGCCAGCCCCGCAUCGAACGUAACUUCAGUAACGACGCCGCCGCCGCCGUCGCCGCCCCCGCCCACAUCGUUGACCACAAUUACGUCAACAACCACGCGGUCGCCGGACCGUCACGUAGCCAAUUCCAACCGUACAACAACUCGCGCGUAGGUGUAGAUAAUAGUUAUAUAAAUAAUCCGAGAGUAGUCCGCAACUUCCAGCCGUUCAACCAAUUGGACAACCAAAUGAUGGGUCCUCGGGGGAUCCCCGUCAAUGUGAACAAUCACGUGAUGGCGGGGCAGCCGCGCGUCAUCAACCACUUCCAGCCGUUCAACCAGCUGGACAACCAUCACGGGUUCGGCGGACCGGCGCAUGCGAUCAACAUGGACACAAAUUCGGUUAGGUUAGACAAUUACCAGAGGGGUGGUGGGGGGUUCGCGACGCAAGGUGUGCGCAACGCGAAUAACGACGAUCUUAUGUUCAUUGAUCGGAGGCUUUCGAUGAUGGAUGUAUCUAACGAUCUACCUCCAGUAUAGUGUGGCAUUUUAUUUUAAAGCUUGAUUUAGUUGAAUUUUGUUUACAUAUUUAUUUCUUUGUUAUGGUUACCAUGAACUAGUUUAAUUGUGGAUGUUACGUGAUAACCUGCAAGAGUGCAGGAACUUAAUUUUAUUUUCACCGUAGAGUGUAGAUAGAUCAAUUUUUUGUUACCAUUUAGUAACCUUGCCGCGAUAAUUCUCAUCUUUUUUUUUUUUUUCAUUACGAAAGCUUGGAGAGAAAUGACGUAGGUUAAGGUUGUUGUUAAAUGGAGUCUAUAAUCUAAAUUUCUAAAAUUAAGUACAGUAAAGAAUUAUAGAGAUUACGUUAUUAGAGUUGGAGCACUUUAAUUUGUUAAGUCAUAUAUGUUGUGAAUUGUGGAGUUAGGUGUGGUAACGGUUUCGCUCUCCAUAGCCACUAAAGGCACUACGUCUGCGUUCUAAAUCAGUUUCUCCUAUUGUAAGCGUAUUGUUUUAUUGUUAAUGAUAUUUAACAUAGGUAGUGGUGGGGCUUCAAAUUACUUAGUUAUUUUUGAAAAUAAAAUUCAACUUUUACGACCAGGUGCUUUAUUCGACUUUCUUUCACAUAUUUACGGGAUGUUCUUUUUUUAAGUGUAGGUAACUCACCUUGCACUCGAGAGUAUUUUUAUUUAGCUGAACGAACGCAUGCUUUUACGUAAUAUCGUUUACAUUUUUUAUGAUAUUCAUAAAUGAAACCCCUUUACGAGGUGCAAGAAAAAAUGUGUUCAUUAUGAGAUAAAUUUACACCAAUAUAGACUUUUUUAUACAUAAAUGUAACGUUAUAUUUAAAAAAAUGUCUUUUAGGCACAAACUGCUAUAUUUUGUGCAUUACUAUGAGAUGCAAGGUUGGUUAUUGUAUAGUUAAACAUGUUGUGUACAAGAUGGUAGCGUAAUUAUAGUUAAGUGGAAUAUGUUAUUCAUAUUAAUCUUUUAUAUAUUUAUCGUCAUAACUAAACAAAUUUAUAGAUUUUAUGCAAUUUAUAUUAGUCCUGUCUCGUUCAAUAUGAGUGAUAUUGUUUCUAUUUCGUUCAUAAGGUAAUCGGCUCAAUUGCGGAUGAGUGGCGUUUAUUUACAGAUUACUUAUCAGUACGUUUGUAACAAAACAAUACUAAUAAAGUGUAUAAUUACGAAAAA
Messenger RNA from Zophobas morio, 3088 nucleotides. Its product is annotated as ribosomal protein S6 kinase beta-1-like. Bases 191 to 1936 code for a protein of 581 amino acids. NCBI's taxonomy places the organism in Eukaryota, Metazoa, Arthropoda, Insecta, Coleoptera, Tenebrionidae. The transcript has 8 exons. Gene Ontology annotation, molecular function: protein serine/threonine kinase activity; ATP binding. Gene Ontology annotation, biological process: peptidyl-serine phosphorylation. The record is from RefSeq and is a predicted model, not a curated record.